Molecule: messenger RNA, 1176 nt
Organism: Habropoda laboriosa
Lineage: Eukaryota; Metazoa; Arthropoda; Insecta; Hymenoptera; Apidae
Product: isovaleryl-CoA dehydrogenase, mitochondrial
Biological process (GO): L-leucine catabolic process
Cellular component (GO): mitochondrion
Molecular function (GO): flavin adenine dinucleotide binding; 3-methylbutanoyl-CoA dehydrogenase activity
Source: RefSeq, a predicted model, not a curated record
AUGAAAAUUUAUACUCAUAAGUUCGCGAGAUCACUUUUACAAAAUUUUUCGAGAUUAAACAAUAAAUUUCACGUAAGAUAUUCUUCACAAUAUUACAAGAUAGAUGAUAAUCUCUUCGGAUUAAACGAAGAACAGAAAGAACUUCGACAAUUGGUUUUCAAUUUUGCACAAAAAGAACUUGCUCCGAAAGCCGCUGAGAUCGAUAAGAAAAAUAAUUUCGAUGAACUGAGGGAGUUUUGGAAGAAACUUGGUCAACUGGGGUUAUUAGGAAUAACAGUAAAACCCGAAUAUGGCGGUACAGGAGGUACAUAUCUAGAUCAUAUUAUCGCUAUAGAGGAUUACAGAAAUGGGACGGAAGAACAGAAGCAGAAAUAUCUACCAAAGCUGUGUAGCGGAGAACAUAUUGGAGCACUCGCGAUGUCAGAGUCGACAUCCGGAUCUGACGUAGUCUCUAUGAAAUUGCGAGCUGAGAAAAAAGGCGAUUAUUACAUUUUGAACGGUCAUAAAUUUUGGAUCACAAAUGGUCCCGAUGCUGACGUUCUUGUCGUUUAUGCAAAAACGAAUCCAAAUGCGGCUAAACCGCAACACGGUGUUACCGCAUUUAUCGUGGAACGAGGUUUCGAAGGUUUCGAUACAGGUGAAAAAUUGGACAAACUCGGUAUGCGGGGUUCAAACACUGGCGAACUUGUAUUCGAGGAUUGUAAAGUUCCUGGUAACUUUCUCUUCACAUUACUUAGUGGUUUAGAUUUGGAACGAGCAACCUUAGCAGCAGGUCCUUUAGGGAUUCUCCAGGCAUGUUGCGACGUGGCAUUCGACUAUGCUCAUACGAGGAAACAAUUUGGAAAACGUAUAGCAGAAUUUCAACUGAUACAAGAGAAAAUUGCAAAUAUGUAUACGAAUUUAAGCGCCUGCAGAAAUUACUUGUACUCUGUAGCUAGGUGUUGCGAUGCAGGACACAUAAGUGGGAAAGAUUGUGCCGCGGUGAUACUUUACAUCGCUGAAUGUGCGACAAACGCUGCGUUAGAUGCCAUUCAAAUACUUGGCGGCAAUGGUUAUGUAAAUGAUUAUCCUACUGGAAGGUUUUUAAGAGAUGCGAAAUUAUACGAAAUUGGUGCUGGUACCAGUGAAAUUCGCCGAAUGGUAAUUAGUAAAGCUAUUAGCCAGGAAUAUUCAUGA